AGUGUGUUAUGUGUACGAUAGUUGCUUAAAGGUCAAAAGAACACCUGUUUAGUUUUCACAAGCUAUCAUUUCUUACAGGUAAAUAAUUGUUUUAUACCAGCUAAAUUUUCACUUAAUUAUUUGAAAACCAAUUUGGAUUAUGAAAAUGUUUUAAGUUGACUGAUAUUGGACAGCUUUUCUGUGAGACCAAAUCUAAGCCAUGUUGUCUGUAGUAAAGACAGGAAAACCAAAUCUAAUUUUAGCUCUCUGUCUUGGCAUUGCCUUGCUACAAUGUGGUACCGUCAUGCAUAUUGUCGCCAUGGCUAACGAUUAUUUUCUCCAAAUUCUACAUCAAGAUGCGAAGAGUGUCAUCACCCGUUUAGGAAACAAUCAAAGUGACAUAAAUAAAAGUGACCUUGAGAUUCACCUUGGCAUCUGGAGAUUGUGUGUGGGUGCUGUAAAGAGCUACAAUGACAGUACAUGCUACAUGUUGGGGUCUGAUGUAUCGGAAAGUUCGGCUCAACCUAAAACUGUCAGGUCACCGUACUGGAUAAUAUCCUGCCAAGUGCUAUCUGUGGUUGGGGUUAUUUUGGCUGAGGCUUCUGUCUUCACUGCUCUAGCCUGGUUGGUCACGUCUAUGAAGAAAUGUCGACAUGUCUUCGUCUACAUCACAACACUGAGUACCGUCAUUGGAGGUGUGCUGAUACUCAGCUCUGAUAUAGUCCUGGCUGCCCAGAGCUCGAUCGAUUUCUACGCCAACCUUGACGUCUACAACAUCAACAACAUCUACUUCCAGCGAGCGGCUAACGCGGCCCAGCGAGCCCGAGAGAUACAGGAAUACGACUCGGUGCUAGAGUUUGCUUGGUGCUUUGGUCUGGAUGUUGCUGCCGGUUCGCUCUCUAUCUUGGCGGGCCCGAUCUUUUUCUUUAUCGCUGCAAAAAUUAUCAAAACAGAGAAAGAGCAACCGAUAAAGAUUUCUAGGCAGACAACAGGCGUAAAUUAUCUGACCAAGGGAGAGUCUGUUAGCAAAUUUUGAGCCAAGAAACUUGUUCAACUAAAUCUAAUGCUAACCAAUUUGUGCUGUACAUUUAGAUCAGGGGUCUCCAAAAUUUUCAGCCCGAGGGCCGCAUUAACUAUAAAAUAUCAGGUUGGGGGCCAGAGUUUCUUCUAGGAAGUUUUUUUCGAGUUGACGAAACUGCAGCUGGAGGUCCUUGAUUAUCUCAUAAGCAAGUGAUUCAGCUGUUGCUUUAGCCAUGAAGACCUUGCACUCCCGAAAGAGCGUCAAGUUGUUGGCCUGUAUUUGUUCCGAAAACAAGACCCGUUUGGAUCUGAAGGCCUUUAUGUGGGUGUAUAAAACAGAAACUAGAUUUUACUCUCCUUGUAGUCUUAGAUUCAGAAAAUUUAAACGAACAGUUAUGACUGCAGCAAAGGUCAAUUUCUAUACCCACUCUUCAUCAUAUAGUAAUGGUUGUGGCUUCCCUUUACUUUUCAGGAAGUAACCUAUUUCCCUGCUUAACUUAAAUACUCUGCUCAGAACUUUCCCACAAUUUAACCAUCUUACUGUUGUAUAAUAUGGUAAAUGCUGCGUUUCUGUGUUUGUAUCUUUCAACAUGUCUCUGAACUAUCUAUUAUUGAACCUUUGUGGCCUUCUUAAUUUCACCAUCUUCACCACAGAAUUCAGUACACUGCUAAUGUCCAUAUAUUUAGCACACAAAGCUUGCUGGUGAAUAAUACAGUGCAGGGACAUUCGCUUGUCCAACUAAGCCUUUCUUUAUGCCACUCAUGUACUUUCCUCCAUCAACAUUCAGCUGAGGUUAGUCCAGUCCUAAGCCUUUCUUUAUGCCACUCAUGUACUUUCCUCCAUCAACAUUCAGCUGAGGUUAGUCCAGUCCUAAGCCUUUCUUUAUGCUACUCAUGUACUUUCCUCCAUCAACAUUCAGCUGAGGUUAGUCCAGUCCUAAGCCUUUCUUUAUGCCACUCAUGUACUUUCCUCCAUCAACAUUCAGCUGAGGUUAGUCCAGUCCUAAGCCUUUCUUUAUGCCACUCAUGUACUUUCCUCCAUCAACAUUCAGCUGAGGUUAGUCCAGUCCUAAGCCUUUCUUUAUGCCACUCAUGUACUUUCCUCCAUCAACAUUCAGCUGAGGUUAGUCCAGUCCUAAGCCUUUCUUUAUGCCACUCAUGUACUUUCCUCCAUCAACAUUCAGCUGAGGUUAGUCCAGUCCUAAGCCUUUCUUUAUGCCACUCAUGUACUUUCCUCCAUCAACAUUCAGCUGAGGUUAGUCCAGUCCUAAGCCUUUCUUUAUGCUACUCAUGUACUUUCCUCCAUCAACAUUCAGCUGAGGUUAGUCCAGUCCUAAGCCUUUCUUUAUGCCACUCAUGUACUUUCCUCCAUCAACAUUCAGCUGAGGUUAGUCCAGUCCUAAGCCUUUCUUUAUGCCACUCAUGUACUUUCCUCCAUCAACAUUCAGCUGAGGUUAGUCCAGUCCUAAGCCUUUCUUUGUGCCACUCAUGUACUUUCCUCCAUCAACAUUCAGCUGAGGUUAGUCCAGUCCUAAGCCUUUCUUUAUGCUACUCAUGUACUUUCCUCCAUCAACAUUCAGCUGAGGUUAGUCCAGUCCAAGUUAUAAUCGCAUUUUUUAAAAACUCGUUGAAUAUACCCUCUCCGGUAAAAGUGACAUACAUGCUAUGUAGGGAAGCCGGCUCUUGUGUUAUGUUAAUGUCUUCAUUUACACCUCUAAUGAACAAAAGCAGUUGAGAGGUGGAACAGCUGUCCAGCGACUAAUCCAUUGCAAUUAAAAAUGGCUUAACUUGCUUGCAUUUUUUGCUAUUUGAGUCACGAUGUUUUCACCAAUGUCUGCCACACGGCAAGCAAUGAUAGUUGCACCCAAAGAUACAUUUUCAAAUUGUUUUGAAUUUUUUUUUUUUGGCAAAGUUCCUCAGCCACCUCCAACAAAAAUCUUUUCCGUGGACAAAAAGAUGAGAGGACCUCGCGGGCCGCAUUCGGCCCGCGGGCCGUAGUUUGGAGACCCUCUGAUUUAGAUCAAUAGAAAGGUUUAUGUGCUGUACAUUUAAAUCAAUAGAUAGGUUUAGGUGCUAUAUAAAUACUACUGUGACUUGCAUAAAGCUAAACUAUAAUUUGAUAUUUUAUUUGAACACGUUUAACAUUAUUUAUUAAUUAAAAUUAUAAAUUCAUUUAUAUUUGCCAUAAAAUAUACAACAUUUAAUAAUAUUCUUUACAUGCAUCAUAAACAGUUACAAACGGUAUCAUUGUCGUUUUACUUUUACUUUCAUCAGCAUAUUUAAACACCCGUUUUACUUUCUCGUAUACGAAUUAUAGAGGAAGUAUUCUCAUCGUACGAAAAAUCGAAAUCGAGAUUUUCACAAAUCACGAUGUUUUAUACCACCCUGAGUCGGAAAAACUUAGUUUUGCAAUUUUGUCCGUUUGUUGUCUGCCUGUGGACAUGAUAACUUGUGAACCAUUACAGAUAGGUAGACGAAAUUUAGGUAUCAUAUCAAAUAUGUAAUUCUAUAUCAAAUUUUCAUCGAUUUCCAGUAAGCGGAAGUGGUACUUAUUCUACUUUCGGUUUUUCAAUAGCCUAGAAAGCCUAACCAUAGAAAGACGAA
Molecule: messenger RNA, 3603 nt
Organism: Physella acuta
Lineage: Eukaryota; Metazoa; Mollusca; Gastropoda; Physidae
Cellular component (GO): plasma membrane
Source: RefSeq, a predicted model, not a curated record